AUGAUGGCAUCGUCAACUAUAGCCCACUCUACACACCACCCGCUACCCGAAACCUCAACAUCUCAUCCCGACGACCCCAUACCUACAGAACCCAGCAUUUUCACGAUAUCCACUCCUUCGGUGAUCCAAAAUGAUCAGUCACCACCGGCCUCUACUGGCUCGGCCACGUCCGGCUAUGCAAGCGAUUCGGAUGCUUCUACCCCAGUCACAGAAUCGUCUGUCGAAGAUGAUGCGACGGACCCCGAGCAGGGAGACUCGGGUGAUGACACACCAAGAAGAAGACGCGCCUCGACGAUGCUGGUCUCGCAAAACUCGGAGGACAUGAGGAGAAUACUUGGAGCAGAAAAGGUUUGUUGUGGUGGAGGGUGCUGCAUGCUGUCACCGUCAAACAAUCAAGAAGCACCCCGCAUUAAAAAUCCAGUCAAGCCGCCUGACAAUAAAGCUUUUCAAGGUAUGGGCUUGAAGCUUGGCCCGAUUGGACUGGAGACAGACCUUAACAGCAUUGUGGAUCUACCUGAGAAGACUGUUUCGUUUGCUUGCCUCGGUACCAAUACUAUCAUUCCCGGACCAACGGUCGACACGUCCAAACAUCCCCCGAGAUUUGUGACCCCACAUCCGCCUUAUGAGGUUUAUUCUGCACCCUUAUUCCAUGCUCGGGAGCUCACCAGGCCUGGCGCCGAAAAACGGACGUACCACUUUGAUAUCGAUGUGACAGAUUACCCUGUUGAAAGCGGCAAUGUGGAUUUUGUUGUUGGUGGUGCAAUUGGGGUUUGUGCACCCAACCCUCCCCAAGUCGUCGACGCAAUCUUCGAUCUCCUUGCCGUGCCGAGGUUUGUGAGAGAUAAGCAGGUGCUAAUGACGACAACCAAUGGACGCUGGCCAACUAUUUGGGGAGAUGACCAACCAAGGGAGCUUGUAACAACUCGGCGAGAGCUUCUCACUUGGUGCUCAGACAUACAGUCGUACGCGCCUACCAAAGGUCUUCUCCGACUUCUCGCCGAGUAUGCAGAGGAUCCGCAUGAACGGAAGAUCCUUAUGUAUUUGUCCUCUGCUCAGGGUCAGCCAAGCUUUUGCGAUCUACGUACUGGCCCACAUAUCACUCUCUUCCAACUGCUCUCGGCGUUCCGCUCCUCUCGGCCACCUCUAGACCACCUCUUGUCCGUCCUCAACACCCUCAUGCCACGCUUCUACUCGCUCUCCCAGGAUCCACAAGUCAGCUGUCUCCGAGACGAGAAGAACUGCCGUCGUCUGAUUGAGGUCGCUGUCACCGUGCACGAGACUGAUGAUUUCGCCAAUGGCACCCGCACUGGCGUCGGAAGCGGUUUCCUCGAGAGAAUGGCACAGAGACUCAUCGCAGCGGAGAAGGCUGGAAUUGAUCCGCGAUCAUUGGAUCUUAGGAUUCCCAUGUUCCGAGGUCUGAUGGCAAAUCCCCUGGCAAGGGAGUUUGUGUCAGAUGGCCCAAUGCUACUGAUCGGAGCAGGCGUUGGUGUUGCUCCAUUUAGAGGUUUUGUUCACAGGCGGCUUCGAUCAGCCAAUUGCGCCAACAAGGUCUGGGUACUUCAAGGUGUACGCGACAGCCUGCUUGACGAGCUGUAUUCUGGAGACUGGGGCGUUCACGAAGACAAAGUGAAGAAGAUUGUGCAAAGCCGGAAAGGUGAGAAGAGAUAUGUUCAGGAGGAAGUCCGAGCUCAGGCAGACCUGGUCUGGUUCAUCAUCAACGCUCUUGAUGGUCGAGUGUUUGUUUGCGGAAGCACCAAGGGUAUGGGCGAAGGGGUUGAGAAAGCACUCGUGGAUGUGGCGAUGGGAAAGGGCAAUCUCAACGAGGAUGAGGCCAGGGCUUUCUGGGAAGGAAAGAAAGAGGCCGGUCAGUAUAUUGCUGAGACGUGGUGA
Messenger RNA from Endocarpon pusillum Z07020, 1890 nucleotides. RefSeq lists its product as uncharacterized. Gene Ontology annotation, molecular function: flavin adenine dinucleotide binding; [methionine synthase] reductase (NADPH) activity; FMN binding. The record is from RefSeq and is a predicted model, not a curated record. The coding region runs from base 1 to 1890 and encodes 629 amino acids. Gene Ontology annotation, cellular component: cytosol. Gene Ontology annotation, biological process: homocysteine metabolic process. Lineage: Eukaryota; Fungi; Ascomycota; Eurotiomycetes; Verrucariales; Verrucariaceae. The transcript has a single exon.